Synchytrium microbalum is the source of this 3408-nucleotide messenger RNA. RefSeq lists its product as uncharacterized. Bases 1 to 3408 code for a protein of 1135 amino acids. Gene Ontology annotation, molecular function: ATP binding; protein serine/threonine kinase activity. The transcript has 8 exons. The record is from RefSeq and is a predicted model, not a curated record. NCBI's taxonomy places the organism in Eukaryota, Fungi, Chytridiomycota, Chytridiomycetes, Synchytriales, Synchytriaceae. Gene Ontology annotation, biological process: protein phosphorylation; intracellular signal transduction; negative regulation of glycogen biosynthetic process. Gene Ontology annotation, cellular component: cytosol; nucleus; cytoplasm.
AUGUUGUACAGUAAUUCGCAAGAUCAAAACACUUGGUCUCCAAUAUCAGACAAGGCUGUCAGUAACGGCAAAUGGCCUUAUGUAUCACGAGAAUCUAACCGGGAACUACAACUAGCAUCCGAUACGAUACUAGAAGUUACAAAGGAUUAUAAGGAGUUUUCAGAGUAUUUGCCAAACCGAAUCAUUGAAGCUGAAAUCAGACUCGAAGUGUCGCGACAGGUGUAUGACCGAGAAGACGACAUCAUUUACAUGCUGAAUAAGGCAGACACCAGAUAUGGCCAAGGACUCAUGAACACGUUGGUUCUAACAGGCGGAAGUGGUGCCAUGAUCACCGAUAUAACAGAAAUUGCAGCAGCCGACCACGGCUCUUGGAGGAAAAAGGUCAGACACGUUAAUAGAGUAGGCUCUGGUGACGUGCUUACGGCUAUCUCGUAUGGGAUCGUGGAGGUUUACGUCAGGGGUCAAGUGGUUGAAGAAACGGUGCUUGCCCAGAGCUCAAUAGCUAGAGUACAAAUAUCAUCAGUCCUUUUGCAGAUACUUGGAUAUCUUGUCCCAGCAUUGGUUAAACAGGACGAUGGCGAAUUGUUCACGAUAGAGGAGGCAGAUGCCCCUCAUCUAGGAGGAAUCAGUAGGCUCAGAGAAGACUCUUCCAGCUCUAAUUCUUCGGCCCGACGCUCAAACACACCAAACAACUCUCAUGUCUCCUUCUUUCCAAGUGAAUCACCAUAUUCCUUCAGCUUCACUUCUCAGAGUGACGCCAAAUCUGAGUCUAGAAGGGGCCUGCUAUACAAGUCUCUGGACUUUGUAAAAAAUAGGAAUGUCGCGUCGAAAGUGGGCACGAUAGUGACGAAUGGAUUGGAUGAAGAGGAGGAGAGACUCUCAACACCCCCCUUAAGGUCAGCAUCUUCACCUAAUCUAUCGAAUCUGGGCAAGCAAAUUGCUGCGGGUGGAUUAGGAUUAGUACCGCGAUCAUUAAUGGGUGGAUCUUCUCGGUCACCCUAUAGUCCAGCUCAAGCGUCACCUCUCUCGGCAGCCUUUUCACCUAUACCAUUGAUACCAUCAAUACCAGAAAACAUACCACAUCCAAUAGCUGUACCAUUAAUAGCACCAUUGUCCAUCAGCACUGUACGUAAAAAUGACUACUCGGCCAUGCUUCCGCCCUCUCUACCCUCUGCACCUGUAAUGAGAGCACGAUCUCUCCAUUCGCCAACUAGAUUCCUACCGCCGAAUAAAGCCAUGAUGACGACAAACGCUGAUAUGAAAGUCUUGACUGCCAACGAUCAAGCGUUAUUUAUAUUUGCAACGCCACAACGAGAAUUGAUUGGCGCCAGUAUACUCAAUUUAUUGGUGCCGUCGUAUCGAGAAAAGUAUCAAAAAUACUUUAGGCAAGAUCCACAAAAGAAGGAUGUUGUUCUUGUCUGUGGCAAAGUUAUUCGAGUACUGAAAAAGGAUGGUACUCAAGUCCCGACCUCACUAUGGCUGAAGCGGACAUUGGAUGACAAGGGUGGAUCCAUCUUUAUAUGGGUGUUGGAAGCCAUCAAGGAGACUACAGUCGCCGUCAUCGUUUCUGCGAUGACUUGUGAGCUUGUAGAAGUUCGAGGUCCUUUCGAAGAGUUAUUUGGAUGGGAACCACAAGAGGUCUAUGAUCUGAAAAUCACGGAUUUGAUACCCGCCAUUGACAAUGGAAAUUCCCAUGUAAAGGACUUUGAAGUCAUAAACGAACACAAAUUCUUUGGAGCGAGGUCACGGCGCGGUGCAGUCGUACCCAUUAUUGCCAAAUACUUUGGUAAUGCCGAAGAUAAUCCAUUAUCUUUGGGUCGUCAACCUGGCCAUGUGCAUAUCCAAAUAACAUCAAUGCCCAAUAUUGCUGGAGUCUUGACCUGUGACUCAAAAGGAAAUGUGCAGUCAUGUAACAGUGUGUUUGCAAAGUAUUUAUUUGGACUGGGUUCCAAGCAUUUAGAAGGGAAGGUCAUCACUGAGGUCAUUCCACAGUUCUGGCAACUAGUAGAAACCUUUGAAGAUGGAAGGUCUGAAAAGAUAAUAUCAGCACGGGAGGCUAGAAGAGUCGCUGCUGCCGGUGGAUCACCAUUACUCGGGGCCAUCGAGUCUGAGCGUCCUGCCGAAGCUCACUUUACUGUAGGAUCGCCUGUAGUCAACGUCUUUAGGGGCUCGCCACCCAGUAAUGGAGGGAUGUCAGGCCGAAAUAUACCGCCUAGUAAUAGUAGUACGGGCAUAGUAGCCAUACAUCGGGAUGGAUCCACGAUUAACGUUGACGUUCAGGUCCGAGCAGUUAAUUCUCAUCUAGACACCGUGUAUGCGUUAUGGAUCACAUAUGAUCGAUCCUUUGGUGUGCCUAAAAGUAAACAAAAUCUGCAUCCCUCAGCACCAUCGAGUAUAUCUGCAAGCCCGAAUCUCGCACCAUCUGAUGUUCCCUCCACUAGUAGUAGUGAGAAGGACCGUGAUCGAGCUAUUGAUGAAGCUGCUCUUAGACUUGCUGGCCUUAUGGAUGAAUCCGUCGCUGAAACGAGGACAUCGCCUAAACAGGUCAAAAUGCCUAGUCCCGUCUUCGCAUCCGCCACCAGUACCAGUAUUGAUGAUUAUGAGAUACUGGAUUCAUUAGGAGAUGGGGCUUAUGGCUACGUGCGGUUAGCUGUAAAAAAGAAUGAUCCUAAAAAGACCAAAGUAGUGGUCAAAUAUAUCGUCAAAUCUCGUAUCUUGGUCGAUUGUUGGACGAGAGACAAGGAACUGGGACUAGUACCACUGGAAGUCCACAUACUGCACUAUCUCACAUCUAUCCGUCAUCCAAACGUUGUACACAUGAUUGAACACUUUGAAGAUCCAGACUUUUGUUAUAUCGUCAUGUCUCUACAUGGCUUCGGAAUGGAUUUGUUCGACUAUAUAGAACUAAACCAGACUCUACCAGAAGAGGAAAUCCGAUCCAUAUUUUAUCAGACAGUGCUGGGUAUACGGCAUCUUCAUCGGAAUGGAAUUGUGCAUCGAGAUAUUAAAGAUGAGAAUCUCAUUCUGGAUGAAGAGUUGAGAGUGCAAUUAAUAGAUUUUGGGUCGUCUGCUUAUAUCAAGGAUGGCAAAAAGUUUGAUACUUUUUGUGGGACAUUGGAUUAUGCUGCACCUGAAGUCCUGACUGGGCACAAGUAUACCGGCCCUCCACAGGACUGCUGGGCUUUAGGAAUUCUCCUCUACACUCUAACAUACAAGGAAAACCCCUUUUAUAACAUUGAUGAAAUCAUUAGUCGGGAAUUGAGAGUGCCCUUUGUCAUGUCAGAAGACUCGAUCGACCUCAUACGGUUUAUACUGGAUCGAGACGUCAAGGCUCGGCCCACCAUAGACGAAAUUGAGCAGCAUAGAUGGUUUGACAACAUCAGAGCAAAAUACAACACCGAGGCAUAG